This is a messenger RNA of Lycium ferocissimum, 808 nucleotides long. Its product is annotated as protein NONRESPONDING TO OXYLIPINS 2, mitochondrial. NCBI's taxonomy places the organism in Eukaryota, Viridiplantae, Streptophyta, Magnoliopsida, Solanales, Solanaceae. The record is from RefSeq and is a predicted model, not a curated record. The transcript has 5 exons. The coding region runs from base 96 to 410 and encodes 104 amino acids.
CUUUGAACUAAAACCCUAAACCCUAGAUCUUACCCAAAACUCUACCAUUCUCUUUUGCUUUGGCUCUGUUACGAUUUCUCUACAAUUCUACAAUAAUGGCUUCAAGGUGUAGUAGAAUUAUGAAUAGGGCUUCAAUUUCUUCAAUCAGAUCUGCAAUUAAACUCAAUUCCCAAUCAGCUCCUUCUACGACGUCGUUUUCUAGUUUCUCUGCUUCAACCAGAUCUACUUCGUCUCCUCUUCGACGUUUCUCCAUUUCAAGAAUUCCGUCGGAGCUGGGAGGAUUGCAGUCAAUGUUGCCACUACACAAUGCAGUUGCUACAGCGAGGAUGACGUCAUGCCUGAGCUCAACAUCGAGGAGUUGCAGAGCUCUUUCACAGGGUACUCUUUGCUGCACCUCUCCAGACCUCUAGCAUUGUUCAUUUAUUACUCCCCCAAAAUGAAAAAGAAGCACAUGAGUUUCCAAAAGCAUGAAAGAAAUAGACUGGGAUAUGACUGGCCUUCCUAUUUUACUUAAAUGAUACUGAAGGAACGUGAAAUUUUUUGCUCUUCAGAAGGAGAGCUGGGUCUCUCGGUACCAAGGUGACUUCGAUAGCAGAUUGUUAAAGAAAGUUGUCAAAUCUUUGACUGGAAAGGAAGAUUUUGUCCUAGACAAGACAGUUCUGUUUAAUGACUGCUCAAACUUUACAUAAGUGGUAACAAUAUUUGAUUGUAUCAAACUUUCAGCUGGUUUUGCUGUUAAUUCUACUUCUGAUUCCUCGAUUAAUCGGGAUCUUACUAUUGGAUAAUCAUUAUUUCUUUGUUGGGCCAA